Messenger RNA from Xyrichtys novacula (pearly razorfish), 2996 nucleotides. The record is from the annotation of a GenBank genome assembly. Lineage: Eukaryota; Metazoa; Chordata; Actinopteri; Labriformes; Labridae.
AUGCUUUUCGACAGCGGCGGCCUCUCCUGCACGUUACAGCCCAACAGCACCAUCAGAGACGGGCGGGAGAGAGCAAACGAGGAGGAGGAGGAGGAGGAGGAGGAGGACGCCUCUCACAUCCACAUCACACAUGAAAGUCACCUCGCUCCAACCAGGAGGAAUCACGGCCCUGAUGGAAAGGUAACAGCCGGCCGCGGGCGCUGGCUGAGUUGCUAGGAGACAGGGAAGCAGUGCACGGUCGAAGGGAUGAGCGGACGGCUGGUGUGUUCGCUCAGACGGGGCUCGAUGACACGUACAGACAUGCUGACAGCGUACAGCGCCAUGUAAACACAUCCAGGCAUGAUGGGAAGUAUGACAGAAGAGGAGGAACCGAUACGGCGAGAGGAAACAGAAAACAGGCUGAAAAAACGCUGAUUUUAGCGUUUACAUCAGAGACGCUGUUUACAUGCUUUAACAUCACCAACUGAACCUUUAACUCUCAUCGUAGGCGGACUAUUAACCAGUGUUAGGAACGCUGUUACUUUAUUCAGUUAGUGAUAAUGUAACCUGUUGUUUUUUAAUAAAGUAACUCAGUUUCAGCCAAACGCUGCGUCACUCUGAGGUUUAACAACGGCACACAGUUCCUGUCACCUUUUAGCGAUCAAUAAAGUUUAAUUGAAUUGGAAAAACAAAGCACUCGUCACCCUCUGGCGUCACACACAUAAUCAAACGUGCGCCAUGAAGAGGACCGGACAGGUCAGGGUACGGCGUGAUGGCGAGCGAGAAGGGGAAGAUAAGUUUCUCCUUUAAUUUUCAACUGGAGAGAAAAAAGAGAAAAACGACAUUUCAGUGACGUGUAAACCGAGUCCUGGGUCAAAGAUCGUUUCCACGGCAACAGCAACAUAAAACUAGUGAAGCACCUAGAGGAGCGACACACUUCGACAAAGUUAGCAGCUAAGGUAACGCAGCAUCCACGACCGAGAGUCACAGCGGCGAGGACACGCCCACUCCACCCAAACAGCAGCGGGUGGAGUUCGAGAGGCGGACCCGAAGACAGGAGCAAACUGAUAAAACAACAACACGGUACGUUUAAUCGUCUGUUUGGAUCUUUUUCAGCGACAUCAGGCUGUUAGAGUCCAACGGUAAGAUUUAGGUGUUAGUGUCGAGGUUUGUGAUUGGACGAUUAGAUUCAGUGACGUGUCACACAAACGUUUUAAACUUUAGUCUUUAGUUUUUUCAGGUCUGAUCAGCUGAUACUGAGGCUGAAAUAAAACAUGUUUUGAUUUUUCGUGAGCCUUGUGAGGACCGAUAAUCGACCUGAUUAAUAAUCCGUCUGUCCGUCUGUCUGUGGAGGAGCCCUUCAGGUAUUCCAAGGUGAACACUAACGUGGACGGGCAGAGUCCCCGGCCUGCUGGGACGCUCGCUCAGUCCUCGCUCGGGUUUUUUAUGGUUGUCAGUAAUCAGACGGCUGCUCGCCUCUCUCCUUGACCCGCCGCUGAACCUGCCAGAGUUGACACGACUGCAGCAGAGGGAUGCUAGACGGCAAAAAAAUCAGGCAACAACGGCGGACUGUGUUCAGUCAACAGAGAGCUGCAGCUGACUCAGCCCCGCCUCCCCCCAUCGGACAGGUUGGCUCCUGUUAGGACGGCGUCCCGGGACGAUGAUGUGGUGUGUUUCCGAUGAUUUAGCGGCCUCUCCAUGUGGUGAGAGAUGCUGGGAGGACUGGGGGGCUAACUGGCCUUAUCUAAACUAUUUGAAGGGGAGGACGUGGACGCCGCCGUCUCCUCCAUUAUAUCAUUCUGUAAACACAGCUCUGUGCCACAGGUUGACGGGCUGUAUUUCAUAAAUCGGUCCAGAACAAGGCGGUCUGAUUACGGCGUGCUUACAUCAUGGCGAGAAAUCAAUCUGUUUAAUUGGUGGGCUUUUGUCAGAGAUAUUAGCUUAGGCGCUGUAUGAGACCAUUACAGUGAGGAGUGUAAAUGAAUAUGCUCUCAGCCGUCCGUUCGGCUCGCUCAGCUUGUUGCGGUGAUUUAUUGUGCUUACUAAACAUGUUUUUGCUCACUUGACCACGGCGAGGCUGACGGCGAAGAAAGGACCGGCAGAAGAAGGUGCGAGGGCGAGUGCAGCUCAUCUUCAAAGUGGUUCAUUUCAUGAUUGGAGUCCUAAUGAUGAAGACGGUCUCAUCAUCACGUGAGGCUCUGCUGUACAAUGCAGCACGGUGAUGGAGUCUGACGCGGGUAUCUACCUGACCUCUUCUGCACAAGAUCCCGUUUCCAACAAAGCACGCCGACUUUAUCUUCCUCGCCGCUCUCUCUGAAGUCACGCCGACCGUUUUAGCAUUCACGGCGAGCCCCGGCGCGGCACAAUAACAAGUGGUCUAUUCAAAUUAAAUCAGUAACGGCAUUGUCCAUAUUUCAAGCAGGUCAUGCAUUUUUAUUUAUUCAAAGAAUGAAGACAGGUCGCUUCCUCCAACAAUUAUCUCUUUUCAUUGAAAGAAUGAAUGUGCAUGUCAGGGCUUCUUUUACUCGCUUUCUUCCCAGUCUGAGCCCCCCCCUCGUCCUCGCUGCCCCCGCCAUCACCGGGCGACAGUAGAGGUCGUUAGUAGAAGAGGGAUGAUGCCAAACUUGACUGGAGUCGAGCCUUAUCUCUAUUCUUUACACUCUCGCUUUUGUUUCAAGGGCUUUGUUUACACACGCCCCAUUAAUCACCUGCUGCCUCCCCACAAACCCGCAGCAUUUAAAGUGGGCGCCGCUCGCUCGCUCUUCGCUCCUCGGGACAAUGUGCAGCUCAGGUGCCAGAGUAAAUCUCUGCCGCGCUCAGAAAAGGAAGAUGGCCGGCCCUCUGGUCACCCUCUGCUCUCAGGUUUCUCCAUUAUCUCUUCUUCUUCACUCUGCCCUUGGCCUCGAUCGCUAUCUCGACAUAUCGCUGCGGCUCGGCCUCAGAGGGCGCCGAUUAACAAACAUCCACACCUGGGCAAGAGUCCGCCUGGCCAACCGACGCCACCUGACAUCGUUUAA